Chrysochloris asiatica (Cape golden mole) is the source of this 1629-nucleotide messenger RNA. RefSeq names its product sterol O-acyltransferase 2 (gene SOAT2). The transcript is spliced from 15 exons. Gene Ontology annotation, cellular component: endoplasmic reticulum membrane. The coding region runs from base 1 to 1629 and encodes 542 amino acids. Gene Ontology annotation, molecular function: cholesterol O-acyltransferase activity; fatty-acyl-CoA binding; cholesterol binding. The record is from RefSeq and is a predicted model, not a curated record. Lineage: Eukaryota; Metazoa; Chordata; Mammalia; Afrosoricida; Chrysochloridae. Gene Ontology annotation, biological process: cholesterol metabolic process; cholesterol homeostasis; cholesterol efflux.
AUGGAGGCAAGUGGGCCCUGUUUCCGUAGGAGAGAAGGGCUGGAAGGAAAGCCAGAGCACCGACCCUCGGAAGAAGGUGAGCCCCCCUGGGGGCGGUGGGAGGGGGCAGUUACAGAAAGCUUAGGUGGGGUUGGAGGAAGCACUGAGACGCACAAAGCCCCAGACUUGGUUCAAUGGACUCGACACAUGGAGGCUAUGAAGACACAGUUGCUGGAGCAAGCUCAGGGACAGCUGAUGGAGCUUUUGGAUCGAGCCGUGUGGGAGGCUGUACAAUCCUAUCCGCCACAGGGUGGGCCCCUGCUCUCCAUUCCUCCAAAUUCCUUGAGCAAGACCAAGGAGUCAGCCGUUGGGAAACGGAAAGUUUUCAUCAUCCGCAAGUCCCUGCUUGAUGAGCUGAUGGAGGUGCAACAUUUCCGCACCAUUUACCACAUGUUCAUCGCCGGCCUAUGUGUCUUCAUCAUCAGCACCCUGGCCAUCGACUUCAUUGAUGAGGGCAGGCUACUGCUGGAAUUUGAUCUACUCAUCUUCAGCUUCGGACAGCUACCCUUGGCUCUGGUGACGUGGGUCCCCAUGUUCCUGUCCACAUUGCUGGUGCCCUACCAGGCCCUGCGGCUUUGGGCGAGACCCCGGGCUGGGGGCGUCUGGACCCUGGGGGCGGGCCUGGGCUGCACGCUGUUGGCCAUCCACAUCAUGGUGCUCGGUGUCCUCCCAGUCCAUGUGGCGGUGGAGCAUCACCUCCCCCCGGCCUCUCGCUGUGUCCUAGUCUUCGAACAGGUACGACUCCUAAUGAAAAGCUACUCAUUCCUGAGAGAGGCUGUGCCUGGAGUCCUUAGAGGAGGUGAGGAGAUCAGGGCCCCCAGCUUCUCCAGCUACCUCUACUUCCUCUUCUGCCCUACACUCAUCUACAGGGAGAUUUAUCCCAGGACACCUCACAUCAGGUGGAAUUAUGUGGCCAAGAACUUUGCCCAGGCCCUGGGCUGCAUAUUAUAUGCCUGCUUCAUCCUGAGCCGCCUUUGUGUUCCUGUCUUUGCUAACAUGAGCCGGGAGCCCUUCAGCCCCCGUGCCCUGAUGCUCUCUGUUCUGCAUGCCACAUUGCCAGGCAUCUUCAUGCUGCUGCUCAUCUUCUUUGCCUUCCUCCAUUGCUGGCUCAAUGCCUUCGCAGAGAUGUUGCGAUUUGGAGACAGAAUGUUCUACCGGGACUGGUGGAACUCAACAUCCUUCUCCAACUACUACCGCACUUGGAAUGUGGUAGUGCAUGACUGGCUGUACAGCUAUGUAUAUCAGGAUGGGCUGUGGCUCAUUGGUGGCCGGGCACGAAAGGCAGCCAUGUUUGGUGUGUUCCUGGUGUCCGCGAUAGUCCAUGAGUACAUUUUCUGCUUCGUCCUGGGAUUCUUCUACCCUGUCAUGCUGAUGCUCUUCCUGGUCUUUGGAGGGCUGCUGAACUUCAUGAUGCAUGACCAGCACACGGGCCCAGCAUGGAACGUGCUAAUGUGGACCCUGCUCUUUCUGGGCCAGGGCAUCCAGGUCAGCCUUUACUGCCAGGAGUGGUAUGCACGGCGGCAUUGCCCCCUGCCACAGACAACCUUCUGGGGACUGGUGACACCUCGAUCUUGGUCCUGCCAUACCUAG